Molecule: messenger RNA, 2822 nt
Organism: Brachypodium distachyon (stiff brome)
Lineage: Eukaryota; Viridiplantae; Streptophyta; Magnoliopsida; Poales; Poaceae
Product: phospholipase D alpha 1
Exons: 3
Coding region: 1-2499 (832 amino acids)
Biological process (GO): phospholipid catabolic process; phosphatidylcholine metabolic process
Cellular component (GO): plasma membrane
Molecular function (GO): calcium ion binding; D-type glycerophospholipase activity
Source: RefSeq, a predicted model, not a curated record
AUGGCGAAGAUCCUUCUACAUGGAACGUUGCACGUCACCGUCUUCGAGGCCGAGGGGCUCUCCAACCCCAGCAGGCCCAGCAGCCAAGCGCCGCAGUUCCUCCGCAAGUUCAAUACACGGGGAACAACAACGUUACAGCUGGUGGAGGGGAUCGAGGACACGGUGGGCGUGGGCAAAGGCAACAGCAACUUCUACGCGACGGUGAGCCUGGGCCAGUGCCGGAUCGGCCGGACCCGGACCCUCUCCGACGAGUCCACGAGCCCACGGUGGUUCGAAUCAUUCCACAUCUACUGCGCGCACCUGGCUUCCGACGUGCUCUUCACCAUCAAGGCCAAGAGCGCCAUCGGCGCCUCCGUGGUGGGCACGGGCUUCCUCCCCGUCCGCGACAUCUUCCCGGGGGACGAGGUCGAGCGCUGGCUCCCUCUCUGCGACGACGCCCGCAACCCCGCGGACGGCGGCGGCAAGGUCCACGUCAAGCUCCAGUACUUCGACAUCUCCAAGGACCGCGCCUGGGGCCGCGGCAUCCGGUCCCCGAAGCACCCGGGCGUUCCCUACACCUUCUUCUCCCAGCGGCAGGGAUGCAAGGUCACGCUCUACCAGGACGCCCACAUCCCCGACGGCUUCAUCCCCCGGAUCCCCCUCGACGACGGCCGCUGCUACGAGCCUCACCGCUGCUGGGAGGACAUCUUUGACGCCAUCAGCAAUGCCAAGCAUUUUGUUUACAUGACCGGCUGGUCUGUGUUCACGGAGGUGACUCUUUUAAGGGACGCGGCCCGGCCGAAGCCGGCCGGCGGCGGGGUUACUCUAGGGGAGCUGCUGAAGAAGAAGGCCAGCGAAGGGGUGAAAGUGCUGAUGCUGGUCUGGGACGACCGGACCUCCGUGGGCAUGCUCAAGAAGGACGGCCUCAUGGCGACCCACGACGAGGAGACGAUGAAUUACUUCCAGGAUACGGACGUCCACUGCGUGCUCUGCCCUCGUGACCCGGACGAUUCCGGGAGCAUCGUGCAGGACCUGCAGAUCUCCACCAUGUUCACGCACCACCAGAAGAUCGUCGUCGUCGACCACGACAUGCCCAAGGGAGCCGCUUCCGAAAGCCGGCGGCGGCGGAGGGUCAUGAGCUUCGUGGGCGGGCUGGACCUCUGCGACGGCCGCUACGACACGCCGUUCCACAGCCUCUUCGGAACACUCGACGGCGCGCACCACGACGACUUCCACCAGCCAAACUUCGCGACGGCGGCCAUUGCCAAGGGCGGGCCGAGGGAGCCGUGGCACGACAUCCACUGCCGCCUCGAGGGCCCCGUGGCGUGGGACGUGCUCUACAACUUCGAGCAGCGGUGGCGGAAGCAAGGCGGCAAGGACCUUCUGGCGAACCUCAGGACGGAGCUGGCCGAGGAGAUCAUCCCGCCGUCGCCCGUGGUGUUUCCCGAGGACAGGGAGGCGUGGAGCGUGCAGCUGUUCCGGUCCAUCGACGGCGGCGCCGCCUUCGGGUUCCCGGACACGCCCGAGGACGCGGCCAGGGCCGGGCUGGUCAGCGGCAAGGACCAGAUCAUCGACCGGAGCAUCCAGGACGCCUACAUCUGCGCCAUCCGGCGCGCCAAGAGCUUCAUCUACAUCGAGAACCAGUACUUCCUGGGGAGCUCCUACUGCUGGAAGCACGGCGACGGCGGCGUCAACCCGGACGACGUCGGCGCGCUGCACUUGAUCCCCAAGGAGCUGUCCAUGAAGAUCGUGAGCAAGAUCGAGGCCGGCGAGCGGUUCGCCGUCUACGUGGUGGUGCCCAUGUGGCCUGAGGGGAUCCCGGCGAGUGGGUCCGUGCAGGCCAUCCUCGACUGGCAGAGGAGGACCAUGGAGAUGAUGUACACUGACAUCGCGCAGGCGAUCCAGGCAAAGGGGAUUGAUGCCAAGCCCAAGGAUUAUCUCACAUUCUUCUGCCUCGGGAACAGGGAGGCCAAGAAGGCCGGCGAGUACAGCCCGCCGGAGGAGGCCGAGCCGGAUUCCGAUUACCUCAAGGCCCAGCAGAACCGGCGAUUCAUGAUCUACGUCCACACCAAGAGCAUGAUCGUGGACGACGAGUACAUCAUCGUGGGGUCGGCGAACAUCAACCAGAGGUCCAUGGACGGGGCGCGGGACUCGGAGAUCGCCAUGGGCGCGUACCAGCCGGGCCACCUGGCGGCGACGCGGCCGGCGAGGGGCCAGGUGCACGGCUUCCGGAUGGCGCUGUGGUACGAGCACCUGGGCAUGGUAGACGAGGCGUUCCAGCGGCCGGAGAGCCUCGAGUGCGUGCACAAGGUGAACGCCAUGGCCGACAGGUACUGGGACCUCUACGCCGGCGACGACGGGGCGGACCGCGACCUCCCAGGACACCUCCUCACCUACCCCGUCGGGGUCACCGCCGACGGCGCCGUCACGCAGCUGCCCGGGGUCGAGUUCUUCCCGGACACCCAGGCCCGGAUCCUCGGCGCCAAGUCCGACUACCUCCCGCCCAUCCUCACCACAUAGAAAUUGCUGCACUGAUUGCCUCUGCAGCUCUGCUACAGCACCACAUAUUCUGCACUGAUCUGUUUUGCGUUUCUAAGUCUGUGCCUUGGUUGGUUUUGCUCUGAAUAAGAACAGAACUAGGUUAUGGAUCCUUUUUAGAGAAUAAGAAAUGCUUCCAUGGAUGGAUGCAUUUUCUUUUAAUUCUAGGUUAGCUUUGUUUUUAGUGGUACAAAUUGAUGAACUUGAUUUGAUUUGAUUUAUGCGUUUCUGUCUGUACUGUUGUUACACGCUAUGUACAGUUGACAGUGUUUUUGUGAUACUGCUUGUCAGAUAACAAUUUUUCA